AUGGAUCCUGGCUGUGAACCCUUGUCACUCCCAUUUGCUUUCUUAUCAUCCAUAGAAAAUAUGGGCUCAACUUUGUGUCUCUUCAUGUUCAUGCGCUUUCUCCUUUUACUCUCAUCUUUUUAUCCAGUGGUGGCUGACUCUUCCUCUUUUAUGCAGCAGCCACUGUGCCAUGAUAGUGAGAGCUCUGCCUUGCUUCAGUUCAAGCAAAGCUUUUUGAUUGAUGGGCAUGCCUCUGGUGAUCCUUCUGCUUAUCCAAAAGUUGCAAUGUGGAAAUCCCAUGGAGAAGAAGGAAGUGAUUGCUGCUCUUGGGAUGGUGUUGAGUGUGACAGGGAGACUGGCCAUGUGAUCGGCCUUCACCUUGCCAGCAGUUGUCUCUAUGGUUCUAUCAACUCCAGCAACACCCUCUUCAGUCUUGUUCAUCUCCGGAGGCUUGACCUCUCUGAUAAUGAUUUCAAUUACUCUGAGAUCCCAUUUGGUGUUGGUCAGCUUUUAAGGCUUAGAAGUCUCAAUCUCUCUGAUUCUGCAUUCGCCGGCCAAAUCCCAUCGGAACUCUUAGCACUAUCCAAAUUGGUUUUCCUUGAUCUCUCGGGAAACCCAAUGUUGCAGCUUCAAAAGCCAAGCUUGAGAAAUCUGGUUCAGAACUUAGCCCACUUAAAGAAACUUCAGCUAAGCCAGGUGAACAUUUCUUCAACAAUACCUCAUGAGUUGGAAAAUUUAUCUUGUUUGACAACUCUCUUUCUCAGAGGAUGUGGAUUGCAUGGUGAAUUCCCAGUGAACAUUUUUCAGCUACCAAGCCUUAAGUUUCUUAGUGUGAGUCACAAUCCAGAUCUGAUUGGGUAUUUGCCUGAAUUUCAGGAAACCAGUCCGUUAAAAAUAUUGCGUCUUACUAAUACAAGUUUUUCUGGUGAGUUACCAACUUCAAUUGGGAGGCUUGGUUCUUUGACUGAGUUGGAUAUCAGGUUAUGCAAUUUCACUGGGUCGGUUCCAUCUCCACUUGGUCACCUUCCCCAGUUAUCCUAUUUAGACCUUCAAAAUAACUAUUUUAGUGGCCAAAUUCCUUCUUCCAUGGCAAAUCUUACCCAACUCACUUAUUUAGACCUUUCUUUCAAUAAUUUCACUCUUGGGACCCUUGCUUGGCUUGGUGAGCAAACAAAACUCACUGCUUUGUAUCUCCGCCAAAUAAAUUUAAUUGGAGAAAUCCCAUUCUCUCUUGUAAAUAUGAGUCAACUAACUACUCUGACUCUUGCAAGGAAUCAAUUGAGUGGUCAGAUCCCAUCUUGGCUCAUGAACCUCACCCAAUUAACUAUAUUAGAUCUUGGGACAAACAAUUUAGAAGGUGGAAUCCCAAGUUCAUUAUUUGAACUUGUAAAUCUUCAAUUUCUUUCUGUAGCAGACAAUUCCUUGAAUGGGACAGUGGAACUUAACAUGUUACUUAAGCUCAAAAACCUCACCAGUUUCCAAUUAUCAAACAACAGGUUAUCAUUGCUCGGUUACACCAGAACCAAUGUUACUCUCCCUAAAUUUAAGCUUUUAGGGUUGGAUUCAUGCAACUUAACUGAGUUUCCUGAUUUCCUGCAAAACCAAGAUGAAUUGGAGGUGCUCUCCCUCGCCAAUAAUAAAAUUCAUGGUCUAAUUCCAAAGUGGAUUUGGAACAUAAGCCAAGAAAACCUAGGGGCUCUUGACCUUUCUGGAAACCUUUUAACCGGCUUUGACCAACAUCCAGUUGUGCUUCCAUGGUCCAGGUUACGCAGUUUAAAACUUGAUUUUAACAUGUUGCAAGGACCACUUCCAAUUCCACCACCAUCAACCAGAGGAUAUUCAGUCUCUGGAAAUAAACUGACCGGAGAAAUUUCGCCACUUAUUUGCAAGAUGAGUUCUCUUAUGUUACUUGAUUUGUCUAGUAACAAUUUGAGUGGCAGGAUUCCCCAAUGUCUGGCCAACUUGAGCAAAUCUCUGUCCGUACUGGAUCUGGGAAGCAACAGCCUUGAUGGCCCCAUUCCUCAAACAUGCACAGUGCCAAACAAUUUGAGGGUGAUUGAUUUAGGUGAAAAUCAAUUCCAAGGCCAAAUACCAAGAUCAUUUGCCAAUUGCAUGAUGCUCGAGCACCUUGUUCUCGGAAACAAUCAAAUCGAUGAUAUUUUCCCUUUUUGGCUUGGAGCCCUCCCACAACUACAGGUUCUUAUUUUGAGAUCCAACAGAUUCCAUGGUGCAAUAGGGAGCUGGCACUCCAAUUUCAGGUUUCCCAAGUUGCGCAUCGUCGACCUCUCUGACAAUAAGUUUAUAGGUGAUUUGCCAUCAGAGUAUUUCCAAAAUUGGGAUGCCAUGAAACUUACAGAUAUUGCAAACGACCUUAGGUACAUGCAGGCACGCCCAGAGUUUCAAAUCCCAGGGUAUGGAUGGACUGCCCGGGUCCGUUACAUGUACUCAAUGACAAUGACAAAUAGAGGUAUGCAGAGGUUUUAUGAGAAGAUCCCUGAUAUUUUCAUAGCAAUUGAUUUCUCAGGCAACAAUUUCAAAGGACAAAUUCCAACCUCCGUUGGGAACCUCAAUGGGCUUCAUUUGCUGAACCUUGGCAGCAAUAAUCUUACUGGCCAUAUCCCAUCCUCCCUGGGGGACCUAACACAGCUGGAGUCAUUGGAUCUUUCCCAGAACCAGCUCUCAGGAGAGAUCCCUUUGCAACUAACAAGGCUAACAUUCCUUGCAUUCUUCAAUGUGUCUCAUAAUCAUCUGACGGGGCCUAUACCACAAGGAAAUCAAUUUACAACAUUUCCAAAUGCUUCCUUUGAUGGGAACCCGGGAUUGUGUGGAAGUCCUUUGUCAAGGGCAUGUGGAAGUUCCAAGGCAUCACCACCAACAUCUUCAUCCUCUAAACAGGGUUCAACUAGUGAAUUUGAUUGGAAAUUUGUAUUAAUGGGAUACGGAAGUGGGCUAGUAAUUGGAGUUUCAAUUGGGUACUACUUGACCUCAUGGAAACAUGAGUGGUUCAUGAAAACCUUUGGAAAGCGGCAAAGAAAAUGGACAAGGAAAGAAAGAAGGAGGCACAGAGGCUGAAUUUAUCCAACCCGAAUUUCCUUGAAAGAUUUCUUAAUCUAUGUAUACUGCUUGAAUUGUUGGACUUCUUUCUUCAUUUCUUUUUCCUUUCUAGUCAUGGUGUUACUUCAACUUGUGUUUGUGUUGGCGAAUGGAUGUAAAACUACUUGGGUUUCUUAAUAAUAUGUAGUGUAGCAAUGCAACUUGAUUAUGGCUUGUAUUGAACUGCAAACUGAAAGUGUUAUUCUUGUCACUUCUUUUA
Vitis riparia (riverbank grape) is the source of this 3292-nucleotide messenger RNA. Its product is annotated as receptor-like protein 7. The transcript has a single exon. NCBI's taxonomy places the organism in Eukaryota, Viridiplantae, Streptophyta, Magnoliopsida, Vitales, Vitaceae. The record is from RefSeq and is a predicted model, not a curated record. Gene Ontology annotation, molecular function: protein binding. Bases 1 to 3051 code for a protein of 1016 amino acids.